AAUUAUUCAUGUGAUUCAAUCUUCCUCUCCCUCUCUUUCUUGUAUGUCUAUAAAGUGUAAAUAUAUUCCACUCACCUAUUCCUGCGUCGCCUCCUCUCACAAAAGAAAGUGAAUUAGGGAGAAAAAUGAGGAACAAAUUCUACUUAUUACUUUGGCUGCUGGCUUUGAAUAAUAUUGUUUUAGGUGAUAACUACGAAUAUAUUCGUUUGGGACGCCAUGAACAUGACCUUAGCCAAGGGGAACAGCCAUUGUCAAGAGUUCAAAUACACAAAACUGUUCUUGCUCUACGUAAAUCUGCCUCCAUUAAAGUUGCUGGAUCUUCUCUUCUCGGCUCUACGGGUGAAGAUGUUGAAUGGGUUACAAUAAACCUCAAGAAUGCAAAGCCCACAAAUGAUGACUGGAUUGGUGUAUUUUCUCCUGCAAAAUUCAAGGAUGACGAAGGGAUGACGAAGGGAAAAGCUUAUAAUCAUUGAACGAGAGAAUAUUUUCUUGAAUUUCACAAGGUACUAAGGUUUCCUCGAUUUUGGUCAUGUGCACUAAAAUUGUAAAAAAGA
Molecule: messenger RNA, 554 nt
Organism: Nicotiana tabacum (common tobacco)
Lineage: Eukaryota; Viridiplantae; Streptophyta; Magnoliopsida; Solanales; Solanaceae
Source: RefSeq, a predicted model, not a curated record